AUGUCUUUCCCGGAGCCGUUCGCAAUGCAGGAAAUCUCGUCGCCGUCGAAAAUGCCCGCAUAUCAAGAUAUGCACCUGAUCAAAAGCCUAUACACCUUCCGCGGCGUGACCUGUGGAGUGAAUUUAAAUCUUGACAAUUCGUGGCUCUCGGAAUCGUCUAUUUGCGAUCCUUUCAGCGGCACAGUAACUGACACCUAUUGUUCCAAGCAGAUCCACUCCAAGAAGUCGCGCAAGAUUCGCACUUCGACGACGUUCCACCGUCCCAAGACCCUUCAGCUCUCCCGGUCGCCGAAGUACCCCCGCAAAUCUAUUCCUCAUGAGCCUCGCCUCGACGCCCACAAGAUCAUCAUCCACCCCCUGAACACCGAGAGUGCCAUGAAGAAAAUUGAGGAGAACAACACCCUUGUCUUCAUUGUGGAUGUGAAGGCAAACAAGCGGCAGAUCAAGGCGGCUCUGAAGAAGUUGUACGAUGUUGACACUGUCAAGGUCAACACGCUCAUCAGACCCGAUGGUAAGAAGAAGGCUUUCUGUCGGCUAACUCCUGAUGUGGAUGCUCUGGAUAUUGCGGCCACCAAGCUGGCUAUUGUCUAA
This is a messenger RNA of Rasamsonia emersonii CBS 393.64, 591 nucleotides long. RefSeq names its product 60S ribosomal protein L23. Bases 1 to 591 code for a protein of 196 amino acids. The record is from RefSeq and is a predicted model, not a curated record. Gene Ontology annotation, biological process: ribosomal large subunit assembly; translation. Gene Ontology annotation, molecular function: structural constituent of ribosome. Gene Ontology annotation, cellular component: ribosome; cytosolic large ribosomal subunit. The transcript has 3 exons. NCBI's taxonomy places the organism in Eukaryota, Fungi, Ascomycota, Eurotiomycetes, Eurotiales, Trichocomaceae.